AUGUCACACGCCACUCGUGUGCUCGCUCAGGUCUGGAUUGGCGGGUCUGCCGAUAACGCCGGUGCUGGUCACGAGCGCGGCCCCUAUUGGCUCAAUGGCAUGGUGAGUCUCGUUGCUCAGCUGAACGCCUCGGGCAGCCCCCUGGCCGUCAAUGUGAGUCAACAAGUCAACCAAUGGAUCUACCACAUCCUCGACAAUCAGUCAGCAGAUGGCUGGCUUGGUCCCCACGACGACGAUAGCAUCUCCGGCAAGGGCAAUAUAUAUUGGAGUGGCUGGAAUGUCAUUAGUGGUCUCUUGCAGUACGCCUGGGUGACGGGCACCAACUCCACCAUCGGCCGCCGCUGUGGAGCUGCCGUAGUUGCCUACAUGGCCGCUACCCAGGCACGCAUGGCCAACGACCCCUUUCUCACUUGGAGCCAGAACCGCUGGCAAGACUGGGUCUAUCUUGUCCACUGGGCGCUUGAUCAAGAUCCACAGGGACAGGAACAAAUGCUUUGGGAUCUUGGCGAGUUGACAUGGCAGCAGUCCUGGGACUGGGAUAGUUACUACAAUCAAACUGGUAUUGGUGCAACCGGCGCAUACGUCGGGCAGUCUGUUCCCCGGUUUCCCGAGGCUGAAGUUGCUGCGUGGACCAUGUGGGAUCAUGGCGUCAAUAAUGCGAUGGGCACCAAGUCGUGUGCAGUGUGGAGCCGCCAGUCCCACAACGCAAGUGAUCCCUUGCAGAGCUAUAUCAAGUUAGACAUGCAAGACCGGUUUCAUGGCCAACCACACGGCAUGUACUCGGCCGAUGAGUGCUUUGGUGGUCGACACCUCAAUCGUGGCAUUGAAUUGUGCGCCGUGGUUGAGCAAAUGUACUCUCUCGGGAUUAUUUAUCAAGUUCAAGGCGACCCUUAUUUCAUGGAUCGUCUCGAGCGCAUUGCCUUCAACGCUUGGCCCGGCACUACAACAGAUGACUUGUGGCAACACCAGUAUUUGCAACAAGCCAACGAGAUCAAUGCUAUGUACGACACGAAUCCUCAUGUCUGGGCUACGGAUGGUGAUGACGCCACCGGAUUUGGCGUAGAGCCCAACUUUGGAUGCUGCACUGAGAUUUGUGCUUGGCUGGGCUUAUUUCGUUUGUGCAACUACUCAGCCAACAUGCAGCAGGGCUGGCCCAAACUGGUCAACAACGGUUUGUUCAUCAGCGUUGACACCAACUACCCUUUUGAGUCUACGGCCAAGAUUAGCCUUCAAGGCUCUGGCACUCUGUGGCUUCGCGUUCCUGGAUGGGCCCUCAACGGCACCCUCGUACAGGAUAAUGGGCCCGAAACCAUGCUGGUUAAUGGCACCCUGCAUCGUAUUGUGAUCAAUGGUUCGAGUGAGGUGGAGGUCGAUCUCAAUCCCGCAACUAAAAUGGAGCAAGGCUGGGGUCGACUCGAACAAGUUCUUCCUCACGUCAACUACAGUGUCGUUGGCGUUGCGGUCCCGGCCGAUGUGGGCAACUUCUCCUUCACCAACGGCGCUGCACUUGCCCAGUCCCGGCUCGAGGGCCGCACAGACGUCCGUUCGGGCGAUCCCAACGAGACCACAACGGUUCGCUUUGCCACCGCGCUGGUUGGGCAGGGCCACAACCUUUCGGCCGUCAACUUUACCUUUCAGUAUGUCUCAGGCUACUCGGCUGACAACGGUGCAGUCGGAGCCUCCUUUGACCUCCAAGUCACCGACGUGCAAGGCCGGCUGCUCCAGACGCUCUACCGCUCUCCGCCACUCUCCAACUACUCGUUUGAUGACUUUUCCACCUACAGUCCCCCCAACACGGUGGUGGUCGAGAGCCUCAACGUGGACAACCAAGAGCCCCUAUAUUUACAACUCAUGUUUUACAACCACGACCGCAAUCUACAGCUCCUGCUGCCCAUGGAGAUGAGGGUGCAGUGGACGACGGCUUCGUCCCCAAGUCCUCCAUCCCCGGGCCCGUCGCCCCUGAUUACGCCCGGCACAAACGCCGUUUCCUUCUACCACGGGCCCAUGCUAUACGCUCUGCCCCUCAACUACUCGAGUAGCGUGGUCAAGACCUGGGAGCCCUUUGGUAACACGGACGUCAAUCUUGUGACCGAGGCUCCAUGGAGCUGGGUCGUUAACGUGUCGGUGCCUCCCGUGCACAGUUGCCAGAGCAGUCUCGCCCCCAAGCCGUUUGACACAGGGCAUGUCGUUUGCACACUGCAAGUGCAGGCCCGACCACUGGCCAGCUGGAUCGCUGCGUCCAAUGCAGCAAACGAGCCCCCACCCUCUCCCGUCGACUGCAGUCUGACAGGCGCCUGUGGUGACGAGGUUGUCACCUUGCACCUGGUGCCCUAUGGCACCACCAACUUGCGUAUUUCCAGUUUUCCCUGGACACAGUGA
This is a messenger RNA of Monosiga brevicollis MX1, 2379 nucleotides long. RefSeq lists its product as uncharacterized. The coding region runs from base 1 to 2379 and encodes 792 amino acids. NCBI's taxonomy places the organism in Eukaryota, Choanoflagellata, Craspedida, Salpingoecidae. The record is from RefSeq and is a predicted model, not a curated record. The transcript has 9 exons.